Messenger RNA from Mizuhopecten yessoensis (Yesso scallop), 6771 nucleotides. RefSeq lists its product as uncharacterized. The coding region runs from base 1 to 6687 and encodes 2228 amino acids. Lineage: Eukaryota; Metazoa; Mollusca; Bivalvia; Pectinida; Pectinidae. The record is from RefSeq and is a predicted model, not a curated record. The transcript is spliced from 38 exons. Gene Ontology annotation, molecular function: protein binding.
AUGCGGCCAAAAAUUGUGGUAUUCCUUUGCGCUUUAGCGAGCCUGGGCUCAACGGCCCAGGGCGCUGCGACAACUGUUUCUCCAGGGUGCGGCACGGUACCCGCUGAUAUCGUGUUCCUGCUAGAUUCGUCUGGAAGUGUUGGUUCUGCAAACUUUCAAAAGCAAAAGGACUUUGUUGCAAAAUUCGCCAAUUCCUUUGACAUUGGACCCCGAAAUGUACAAAUUGGCGUCACUACUUUCUCAACGGCGGUCCACAACCAGUUUAAUUUGAACAAAUACAGUGCAAAAGCGCCGCUGGUCCAUGCCAUCAAUGCCAUUCCGUACAAUGCCGGAAGCACGCAUACUGAUAUCGCCAUCGAUUACGUCACUGGACACAGUUUCACUCCUGCGGCAGGAGACAGAGAUCACGUGGCCAAUAUUUUGAUCGUGAUGACCGACGGUCAGUCUAACAACAAACCAGCCACUUUGGCCGCCGCUACCAAACUUCAUGCUAAAAACAUCAAGGUCUUUGGAAUCGGUAUUGGCAGUGGUAUUGAUCGUUCAGAGCUGUCACACAUCGCCACAGACGCCAAACACGUGUUCACAGUAUCGAACUUCGGUGCACUGACCACUCUACAGGCAGAGCUCAAGAAAACUGCGUGUGAGAUUGAUGGACAAUGGAGCAGUUAUGGUUUCUGGAGUCCAUGUACAAAGACAUGUGGAGGAGGUACCCACUACAGGGAGAGAACCUGCUCCAACCCUCCACCAGCCAACGGAGGAAAACAGUGCGUGGGUGCACACCGAGAAACGGCCGCUUGUCAUGCGCAAGCGUGCCCUACGAUCCCGCCUACAACUACCACGCAAAAGCCAGCGACCACACACGCGCCAACCACACCCAUUCCAGGAUGUGGUGUAGUGCCAGCUGACAUCGUCUUUAUCCUCGAUUCUUCUGGCAGUGUCGGAACAGCAAACUUUCAGAAAAUGUUGCAGUUUGUCAGAACAACAGCUCAGGGAUUCGAUAUCGGCCCUAACGGAGUGGAAGUGUCCGUCAUCACCUUCAGCGACAAGCCGCAUUUGGAAUUCCAUCUCAACAAAUACCAUGACAAGAAUUCCGUUUUGAACGCCAUUUCCAACGUCCAUUACAUAACUGGCGGUACCAACACUGCUGACGCACUUAAAUACGCAAGAGAGACCAGCUUCACAGCGGCAAAUGGCGUCAGGCCCAACUCUGCCAAGAUUGCAAUCGUCAUCACUGAUGGAAAGUCGAACAGCGCCGGAGCUACCGCCAAUGAGGCCAAUUUGCUACGUAAUGACGGCGUCACUGUUUUUUCCGUCGGCGUCGGUGCAGGACCAAAGACUAGCGAGCUGAACUCCAUGGCAACCGACCCUGACAAUCAGCACGUGUUUGUCGUCAAUAACUUCGAUGCUCUGACACAAAUCAAGAGUACCCUGCAGCAGAAGGCUUGUGAAGUGAAGGCAACCGUUGCUCCAGCACCACAUGCCAACACAGGUUGUGGCGCAAAGGCCGAUAUCGUCUUCUUGUUAGACUCCUCUGGUAGUGUAGGCUCGAGUAACUUCAACAAGAUGCUUCACUUUGUCCAGAAUGUGUCCGACACUUUCACCAUCGGACCCAAUGAUGUCCAGGUCGGAGUGGACACCUUCUCGACAGGCCACAAGGCAGAAUUCAACAUGGGGUCACACCUGACUAAACCAUCUCUGUUGUCAGCCAUCGGCAAUAUCAAGUAUCACAGCGGGUCUACGCACACCGGACAGGCCAUCAACUUCAUGCACACAUCAAGUUACACGGCCGCAGCAGGACAUCGUCCCAACGUUCCUAAGAUUGGCAUUGUUGUCACGGACGGUAACUCCAACAACAGGCAAUUGACCAUUCAGGAGGCUGCCGCUGCGAGAAAGGCUGGAAUCACAAUGCUGGCUAUCGGUGUUGGCCACGGAAUAAACUCUGCAGAGCUUAACGCCAUCGCUAGCGACCCAGACAGCCAGUACGCUUUCAGGGCCGAUAACUUCGAUGCUUUGGGAUCAUUGAAGACUCUACUUUCAACCAAAGCAUGUGAAGUUUCACAGCCACACCCUAAUGCUACAGCACCACAAGAUUGUGGAGCAGUUGCCGAUAUCAUCUUCAACUUGGAUUCCUCCGGUAGUGUUGGAAAAGCCAACUUCGACAAGAUGCUUGAGUUUGUAAAAACAAUGGUAAAGAACUUCAACGUCGCCAGCGAUAAAAUUCGUAUCGGUCUUUCUAUUUUCUCUUCAAGACAGUACAACAUCUUCAACUUGAACCGCUACACAAACAAGGCUUCCCUGUUGGCUGCCAUCGACAAAGUACCAUACAAGUCUGGAGGUACCAACACCGGAACCGCUCUUAAAGAAGUAUACAGUAAGAUGUUCACCCAACCAAAUGGUGACCGUCCAGGUAUUCCAAACAUUGAAAUCGUCAUCACCGAUGGCCGUUCAAACAACCAUCCCGAUACCGUCAAAGAAGCCGCAAACACUCAGCACAAGGGCAUCAGCGUCUUCGCCGUCGGUGUGGGAGCGGGAGUCAGCAAAUCUGAACUUAACGACAUCGCUUCCGACCCCGACAGUGCGCAUGUCAUGACUGUCACAGAUUUCAGUAAACUUAGUCAGAUUCAGUCUGCCUUCCAGAGCAAGGCCUGUGCAGUCAUACCACCUACAGCACCAGCCUAUAUUCCAACUGCCGUGCCGACACUAUCUCCCCCUCUGGACCCCUGUAUGGAUCAAUUGGCAAACUGUAAGACAUACGGACAGCGCUCCUGCUCUGGGCAAUACACACAGUGGGCCCAGACCAACUGCGCACGUUAUUGUGGAUUCUGUGCAACUUCUGUACCAACCAUCCCUCCAGACUGUGUUGACAAGCUGGCUAACUGCAAAGAGUAUGACGCCACUGUGUGCUCAACAUACGGCCCAUGGGCAACUGACAACUGCAGACAGUUCUGCGGAUUCUGUCAGUUCAACGCUAAAGGUGUCAAUGGAUAUUACGGUCGUUGCUCCUAUGGAGGCAAAACAUAUGGACAGGGAGAGAGCUGGUCUGAUGGAUGUGCCUACGACUGUACUUGUGACGAUGCAUCCAAAGGACAUUAUAGUUGCUACAACAAGUGUCCAUCUUACUACAAUCUGCCACCCCAGUGUACUCUUACCCAGAAGAAGGGUCAGUGCUGUCUUGAGCCAGUCUGCAAUUUUAACCCUACCUACCAAACCACGACUGGACAGACUGUUGGAAACGUCAACGGAAUUAAUACCUGUAAGUACAAUGGACACGAUUACUACCAAGGUCAGACAUGGAAUGUUGGCUGUGACCUCAACUGCCAGUGUGUAGAUGCCGGAGCCGGUAUGUACAGUUGUCAAUCAAGAUGUCCAACAUACAAGGAUCUACCAUCAAUGUGCCACCUCCACAAGCAGCCAGGCAAGUGCUGCCAAGAACCAGUAUGUGAUUACAAUCAACAGUACGGCACAUUCACCGGAACAGGAGCCAUCAGUGGACAGGGAGUUGGAGCCACACCCACAGCUGCACCCCAGUGCGUCGACGUGGCAACCAAUUGCGCUCUCUACCAAGCUAACAUGUGUACUGACGCGGGCUUUCACGCAUUUGCAAAAGCAAACUGUGCCAAGUUCUGCAACCUCUGUAGUGAGCUUAGUGCACCAUCCCCAACUGAUCGAUGUAUAUUCAAGGGGGUAGCAUACCAACAGGGCCAGACCUGGUUCGACGGCUGCGACUUCGAAUGUAUGUGUGAGAACGCCAAGUACGGUUACUACAGAUGCAACAAACGUUGCCCUGACUUUGUCAAUCUGCCUCUUGGAUGUCAUAUGGUCAAGAAAGCCGGAGAAUGUUGUUCCAAAAUCCAGUGUGACGGAGGCCAGGGAGGCAGUUUCAUCGGAUCUUCGACUGUACCUAAUGUAGUAGGUAGCUACCCAGUACCAAACAUUGCCCCAACCCUCGCUCCCCAGCCCGGUUCUGGCGGUGUUCCCGUCCCCGGCGGUGCAACGCCUCUUCCUGGACAAACCUUGGCACCAAACCCUAAUGGCGGAGGAGGAACCCCAGGACUGGUUCCAAGUUUGGUACCAAAACAAAUCGAUGGUUGUUAUGUGAACGGAACACUUUACCAGCAAGGUCUGAGGUGGCAGGACGGAUGCGACUUCACCUGCGUUUGUGAUGAUGGUAAAACCGGACGAUUCCGAUGCCAACCCAAGUGUCCAGAUUUCAAGAACCUUCCUGCUCAAUGUACGUUAAUGGAAGACCCGACUGAUCCCUGCUGUAAGGUGCCAUCCUGUCCCGCUGGGUCCAACGCUCAGAUUCCCGUACCAUCCUAUGGCCCAGGUUUCUCUGGUUACGGACAGGCCCAGCUACCACCACAGAUUGCCACAGGAGGUUACGGCCCCGGACCGUCCAGCAAUGGAACAUCUGGCGGGCCGUCCUCCUUCACCGGCAGUAACCCUGGACCUACAGUUUCCGGAAGCAGAAAUGGUUGCGUGUACAAGGGCCAGGUCCAUCAACAGGGCCAGAGCUGGGACGACGGAUGCGACUUCCGGUGCACAUGCAUGGAUGCCGUGCAAGGAAAAUACAGAUGUCUUGAUAGGUGCCAAUUGUACCAGAACAUUCCAAUUACGUGUACAAUGGUACAAGAUCCCAAAGACCAUUGCUGCAAGAUCCCGCAAUGCAGUGGAGCAGCAGCUACCACCCCAGCACCCUUCUAUGCACGCACAACGCCACCUACCGGCGGAGACUACUGUGUAUAUAAGGGAUCGUAUUACCACCAGGGCGAGGAAUGGAAUGAUGGAUGUAGCUACAAGUGCCGAUGUGAGGAUGCUAAGAACCACUACCACCAAUGUACUGAUAGGUGUGGACGUUACGACAACGUUCCUCUAGGCUGUACUUACCAGCCUGAUACUAAAGACCCACAAUGCUGUCGUGUGCCAGUAUGCAACAUCGCCGGAACCCAGGGAGGUAUUUCCGGAGGAUCAGGAACCGCUCCAACAGGAUUCACGGGAUCUUUUACCGGUUAUGGCAAACCGCAAGGCAGUAACCCCAACAAUACUGUCACUGGUUAUACACGUGCAUGUAUCUACAAGGGUCAGAUUCACCAACAAGGUGAGACCUGGCACGAUGGAUGUAACUACGAUUGCGAGUGUACCGACGCUACAAAGGGCAUGUACAGAUGUACAGACAGAUGUCCACGAUAUGGCUCGCUGCCAGCCACGUGCCAUUUGACCAAUGACCCAAAUAAUCGCUGUUGCCAAAAGGCUGAGUGUGCCCCGACUGCCACUACUCAAUGUAAAGAUAACAGAGCAGACUGCGCCUCGUUUGGACAAUACUCCUGUCACGCCCCAUACGCCGACUGGGCUAGGGACAACUGUGCCAAUUACUGUGGAUUCUGCAGUGGCAGCAGCGGUACCCAAGCUCCGAGUGCUGCAACGGUGUGUGAAGACAAAAUUCCAAAUUGUCAGGAUUACGGUACAGAUACCUGUACUGGACAGUACACCGGAUGGGCUUCUUUCAACUGUCCGAAAUUCUGCAACCUCUGUGGUGGAAGUGCAACUCCAAAUCCAGUCAUCAAUCCAACUCCUGGAACAGGAUCUGGCACAUGCUCUGAUGUUUUGCCGAAUUGCGCCGAGUUUACCCGUGAUUCUUGUUCGGAUCCGUAUCUGCAGUGGGCUAAGACAAAUUGCCCACAUUACUGCGGGCUCUGUGGCCAAACGGGGUCUGGGACUGGAACUAACCCUGGUGGAAUGUCCGGAACAGGAACCUUGCCAGGUGGUACAGGAACAGGAACCAAUCCCGGUGGAAUAAGUGGAUCAGGAACACCUGCUCCUCCAGGUGGUACUGGAACUGGAUCACAAGGUGGAUUUAGUGGAACCGGAACAAUGGCUCCAGGUGGUACCGGAACUGGAACACAAGGUGGAUUUGGUGGAACUGGAACCAUGGCUCCAGUUGGUACCGGAACUGGAACCCAAGGUGGAAUAAGUGGAUCGGGAACACCUGCUCCUCCAGGUGGUACUGGAACUGGAUCACAAGGUGGAUUUAGUGGAUCCGGAACCAUGGCUCCAGGUGGUACCGGAACUGGAACACAAGGUGGCGGUUUUUCAGGAACUGGAGUUAAUCCAGGAGGUAGCGCAAGCGGAACUCAGGGAGGAUUCAAUGGUCAAGGAUACGUUACCGUAUUACCAGGACAAGCUUUCACCGGAAGUAAUUCUGGGUGCUAUUACAAGGGUCAGCUUUACCAGACUGGACAAUCUUGGCAGGAUGGCUGUGAUUACAACUGCACAUGCGCAGACGGUAUGCGUGGAUACUAUGUCUGUAAUGCUUUGUGCACACAAUGGACCAAUCUGCCAGCAGGCUGUGUACUUCAGAAACCACAGGGAGAAUGUUGCUCGUCUCCCAAGUGUUCUGGAAGUGGAUCGGCUUCCGGUACCGGAACUGUAAAUACUGGCUCUAGUUCCGGAUGUUACUACAAGGGUCAGAUGUACACACAAGGCCAAUCAUUUGACGAUGGUUGCACUUACAAGUGCCAGUGUACCGACGCUAAUACAGGAUACUACACGUGCAAGAACAAGUGUGUCCAGUGGAACUUGCCAGCUGCCUGUAGUCUGAAUCCCCCUGCCCAGGGGAAAUGCUGCAAGACCCCAAACUGUCCACAAGGAUAUGUCCUCAACUACCCUCCAGGAUACAUUGAGGAAUAAGCAAGUGCUGUCCACACUCAUUAUAAUAUUUGUUUCAUACUAUUGUUUUUAAAUGCUUUGUCAAUAAAGGAAUAUAUAACACUC